Messenger RNA from Eimeria mitis, 549 nucleotides. RefSeq lists its product as uncharacterized. The transcript is spliced from 2 exons. Gene Ontology annotation, molecular function: nucleic acid binding. NCBI's taxonomy places the organism in Eukaryota, Apicomplexa, Conoidasida, Eucoccidiorida, Eimeriidae. Gene Ontology annotation, biological process: DNA integration. The record is from RefSeq and is a predicted model, not a curated record. The coding region runs from base 1 to 549 and encodes 182 amino acids.
AUGCAACGGCUCAGCAUUGACCACAACAUGACCACCACCAACCAUCCGGAGGCCGACGGCCAGACAGAACAAACUAACCGCACGCUGGUGCAGUAUUUGCGACUUUACGACCAACAGAAAUCAUCUAACAGGCUUGACUUUCUUGCUUGUGCAAAAUUGAUUUAUAACACUAUAGUGCAUUUGUCCACUCGCUGCUCCCCAGCGUCCCUGGUCUACACUGAAACUCCACUCGGCGAUCCGCCGCUCGACCUAGCGGUUGGAAGCCAGCCCCGAUCGGCUGACGCUUCUGAUCUCCUCAUACAGCUUGCAGCAGCGAGGGACUGCAUGCGCAAGGCACAGGAACGGCAAGCCAGAAACUACGAAAAAAAAUGUUCCGCAAUUAGCUUCAACCCAAGCGACUUGGUUCUAAUGGAUUCGGACGCUCUCCGUAGAGUGCAGGAGGGCGAGCAACCCAAAACUUUCGCCACACGAUGGGUUGGACCGUUUGCGGUCCGCUCUCGGGGCAGCAGCGAGGGACUGCAUGCGCAAGGCACAGGAACGUUAAACUAG